This is a messenger RNA of Morchella sextelata, 912 nucleotides long. RefSeq lists its product as uncharacterized. NCBI's taxonomy places the organism in Eukaryota, Fungi, Ascomycota, Pezizomycetes, Pezizales, Morchellaceae. Bases 1 to 912 code for a protein of 303 amino acids. The transcript has 2 exons. The record is from RefSeq and is a predicted model, not a curated record.
AUGUAUUUCAACGGCUUUAUUUACUCUCUCUCCGUCACGGCCCUGGCUACAGCUGUAACCUUCCAGCAGGAUAAAAGCAACAGCCCCACUGUUGAUUUUGUACCAAAUGUACUUGUUCAAAGAAAUGUCUUUAAUCUGACUUCACCGCCUAUGGAAUGUAGCAGUGAUUGUGAUGGUGCCUAUAAGAGGGCAUUUACUUGUGGUUUGGGAGAAGAUAUUGUUCUUAACAGGGCCUCUAAUGCAGCCUUUGAUCCACAAUGCCUGUGUAAUAGUGGCGGAUUCCUGCAAGACGCUCCGGGGUGCAUCCAAUGUUUGUUUGAACAUCCAGAUAAAGAUAUUACCCACCGCUCAAUGUUACUGGCGAUGAUUGAGGCGUGUGUGGAUGAAUAUAAUGUUAUCCCUUGUCCUAGAUACUGUGCUCCUAUCCCUUCCCUAAUUACUUACUGCGACGGAAUCGAUGGAGCUCACAAAGCUGGCGCUCCCCCGCCCGACCCUAGAUAUCUCCCUCCGCCUAUAGGCAUAGCCGGGGUAGAUAACGAUACCUUCCCGUGCAUAUGCCGUGAAGGAUAUAAGAAUAUGGUCGAUACAUGCUUCAACUGUGUUAAGAAAUGGGAAAUAAAUAGAGCCCUUAAGUGGCAGGGAACUACAAAGCAAUGUGCACCCCCAAAGUCAAAGACUUCGCAGCGGCCUACAACUUCUCAGGGGCCACGGGCAACAAAAACGCAAAGACCUCCGGCUUCUGGUAUUGCACAAGGAGACAUUUCGGGUGUUUUGAAGGACUCUACUAGGACCAACGCUCCAAGUCAAUUGGCGGUAGAAGCUAGUGGGGGGAAGUAUGCUUCUGUCGUUCCGGGUUUCCUGUUAUUUUCCUGGUUAGUGGGGGUUUUUGUUGCUGCUUUGAUUCUGAUUUAA